This is a messenger RNA of Engraulis encrasicolus (European anchovy), 996 nucleotides long. RefSeq names its product olfactory receptor 52E8-like. The coding region runs from base 1 to 996 and encodes 331 amino acids. Gene Ontology annotation, cellular component: plasma membrane. NCBI's taxonomy places the organism in Eukaryota, Metazoa, Chordata, Actinopteri, Clupeiformes, Engraulidae. The transcript has a single exon. Gene Ontology annotation, biological process: G protein-coupled receptor signaling pathway. The record is from RefSeq and is a predicted model, not a curated record. Gene Ontology annotation, molecular function: olfactory receptor activity; G protein-coupled receptor activity.
AUGUGUCCACCCGUAUUCUCCCCAGAAAGGAUGGAGUCCCGGCCAGGCAACAUCAGCACCACCUCCCACGAGGUCUUCUACCUGACAGGCUUCUCGAGCCUCGGGGAGCAUCGGCGCCUCCUCUCUAUUCCUUUUUUCUUCCUGUUACUUUACGUGACGUCUGCGAAUGCCAUUGUCACAUUUGUCAUUGCAACACAGAAAAAGCUGUACGAACCCAUGUAUGUGUUAAUCGGAUGUAUGACACUGCUGAACUUCUUUUGUCCUUUAUUCGUUUUACCAAGGAUGGUGGUUAGUUUUGCCACCGGUAGAAACGAAGUCACUAAGGGGGAGUGUCUCAUGCAACUGUUUCUAACACACUUCAGCGGCACUUUCCAGGGUAGUGUUCUGGUUCAGAUGGGCGUCGACAGAUUUUUUGCCAUUUGUUGGCCUUUGCGCUACCACAGCAUUGUCAACCUGCGAAACUCCAUUUUGUUCUCUGUGGCACUUGCCGUGCGCAACACUUUGACUGCUGGUGUGGCAGCAGGUUUGCUAAUCCCACACACAUAUUGCCACACGAAUGCCAUCUAUCACUGCCUAUGUGAACACACGUCGGUGGUCAGAUUGGUGUGCGGAAACAUUGCGCGCAAUGUAGUGGCUGGUGUCAUGUUAUUCACUUUGACCAGCACCGACUGUGCGGUUGUUUUGGCCAUCUAUGCCACCAUUUUCAUAGUCAUAUUCCAUAGCCAUACGGGGGAGGCACGCCAGAAAGCCAUCCACACCUGCGGCACGCAUUUAGUGGUGAUCACUGUUGGCUACUUCUGUGUUGUGUGUGCCUUUGUUGGGUACAGAGUCAGCAAUAUCGCACCUGAUAUAAGGAUUCUUUUGACCAUAUCGUAUCUGAUCAUCCCGUGUGCUUUUAAUCCAGUGAUAUAUGGGAUCAGGACAAAAGAGAUUAAAGUGCAAGUGGCUAAAUUGUUGAGGUUAAGUAGGCCUAAAGUGGAUUCUGAGAAAAGCUGA